CGGAGCUCACGGCCGGCCGGCAGGUUUCCCAUCUCCCUCAAUCUGCUGUGAUGGCUGCCGUGGUCCCUGGCGCCGUUUCCCUCUCCCCAGUGCUGUCUAUUCUCCUGGGCCUGCUGCUCCUCUCUGCUCCGCAUGGCGGCAGCGGCCUGCACACGAAGGGCGCCCUUCCCUUGGACACAAUCACUUUCUAUAAGGUCAUCCCCAAAAGCAAGUUCGUCUUGGUGAAGUUUGACGCCCAGUACCCCUACGGUGAAAAACAGGAUGAGUUCAAGCGCCUGGCUGAAAACUCGGCCUCCAGUGAUGAUCUCUUGGUGGCAGAAGUGGGAAUCUCAGACUACGGAGACAAGCUGAACAUGGAGCUGAGUGAAAAAUACAAGCUGGACAAAGAGAACUACCCAGUCUUCUACCUCUUCCGGGAUGGGGACAUUGAGAACCCUAUCCCAUACAGUGGGGCAGUUAAGGUUGGAGCCAUCCAGCGCUGGCUGAAGGGGCAUGGGGUCUACCUUGGCAUGCCUGGCUGCCUGCCUGCCUAUGACACCCUGGCAGGUGAGUUCAUCAAGGCCUCCAGCAUAGAGGCCCGCCAGGCCAUCCUGAAACAGGGGCAGGACGGCCUCUCAGGUGUGAAGGAGACAGAGAAGAAGUGGGCCAGCCAGUACCUCAAGAUCAUGGGGAAGAUCUUGGACCAAGGUGAAGACUUCCCGGCCUCAGAAAUGACACGGAUCGGCAAGCUGAUCGAGAACAAGAUGAGUGACAGCAAGAAGGAAGAAUUGCAGAAGAGCUUAAACAUCCUGACUGCCUUCCGGAAGAAGGGGGCUGAGAAGGAGGAGCUGUGACGGCGUUUGCUGGGGUGGGAAGGGGACAGUCACCUGCUGGCUGUUGAGGCCCCUGUGGGGUACAAGGGGUGGUGGAGCGAAGCAGUCCUGAGCCAGAAAUGGAGCCCUAAGUACUCCUGGGUAUUCAUGCUGCUGAGACCAUACAUAGGACAUCCUGAGCCAGUGUGUGGACUUGUGUGCUCAGUCAAGGCUGGUGAGAUGCCCCCGCAGAGGAAGCGGUGCUACGGAGCAGUUCAUUCUGAACAAAUAAAAGAGUCUGUUUUGGUUAGGUGGCUUUCUUUCA
Molecule: messenger RNA, 1116 nt
Organism: Phodopus roborovskii (desert hamster)
Lineage: Eukaryota; Metazoa; Chordata; Mammalia; Rodentia; Cricetidae
Gene: Erp29
Product: endoplasmic reticulum protein 29
Exons: 3
Coding region: 51-833 (260 amino acids)
Biological process (GO): protein secretion
Cellular component (GO): endoplasmic reticulum; endoplasmic reticulum lumen
Source: RefSeq, a predicted model, not a curated record